AUGUUUCACACAUGUGAAUUGCAGAUCCGGGGAAUGAACAUGACACGGAAGCUUAAAAGGAUGCAAAGGCUGUAUACAUGCAGUGCAGUGUCGCCCGGCAUUAAAAUGGAAAGUCUCGCACGCCACCACGAGUUGACACAAUGUAGAUAUCAUUCCAACAAGCAUUAUGGCAGCAAGAGCAAGUUUGAUUGGGCGCAUAGAAACUCGGGACAUUGA
Botrytis fragariae is the source of this 216-nucleotide messenger RNA. RefSeq lists its product as uncharacterized. The record is from RefSeq and is a predicted model, not a curated record. Lineage: Eukaryota; Fungi; Ascomycota; Leotiomycetes; Helotiales; Sclerotiniaceae. The coding region runs from base 1 to 216 and encodes 71 amino acids. The transcript has 2 exons.